Molecule: messenger RNA, 2052 nt
Organism: Penicillium alfredii
Lineage: Eukaryota; Fungi; Ascomycota; Eurotiomycetes; Eurotiales; Aspergillaceae
Product: PPN1 endopolyphosphatase family protein
Exons: 4
Coding region: 1-2052 (683 amino acids)
Molecular function (GO): hydrolase activity
Source: RefSeq, a predicted model, not a curated record
AUGCAGAUAUUGGCUGCAGGCCUGCUCUUGAAUCUUGCAGCAGCGUCCUCGCUGCCUGGGGUGUCGUCCUAUGUCGCCUCGGCUGGGUUCCCGACCUCUGCAUUUGAAUCCUACUAUACCUCACCGGCCAAGCCAACCAAAGAGCCUCAGCCGAUCAUCCAUGAUCCGGUGCUGGGUGUCACUUUUCCCUACAAGUUGACCAACCCAGACAAGAUCCCCGAGGGCAAGGAUGAGGUCUACUUCCCCGUGCCGUCGAAGAACCUGUCCGCGCACCAGAAGCAGGCGCUGGUCCGUGCCGCCACGGCCAAUGUGACCAAACUCAUCAAGUCCAACAGUGCCUCCAGUAACUGUACUGUAUGUAAGAAGGCUCUGGUGGCAGCAAAGCCCGUGGCAUUGUAUGCCCCUGCCUUGCUCCCCGAUGCCAUGAUCAGUCUCUGCAAGUCUUUCGGCUUCCACUCCAACGAGACCUGCGAAGAGGACUUUGCGACCCAUACCUUCGGUGCCAUUUGGACCCAGGUGCUGGCCUACGCCGAUGUCGCCGGCCUGGAUGGGCAGUAUAUCUGCAACUCCCUUGAUGACACAUUCUGUGACAGGCCCAAAACUAGCCCUUUGAAUACCGCCAACUUGUUCCCCAAGCCUAAGCCCGCCCAUGCCCACGUUCCCAAGGCGAGUGGCAAGCGGGUCAAGGUGCUGCAUUUGUCUGACUUUCAUCUGGAUUCUCGAUUUGCGGUUAGCUCAGAAGCCAACUGCUCAGCUAGCAUGUGCUGCCGCAGUAACAAAUACAAUGACCUCUCAAAGAGCAAGGCUUUGCUUCCCGCCCCCGCAUAUGGCUCAUUCAAAUGCGACUCGCCUUAUGACUUGGUUCUCGCGGUGUUGCAGGCCAUCGGGCCCUUGACGGGCACUGGCAAGGGCAAGGGCAAGGAUUCUCUGGCUUGGACCUUGUACACCGGGGAUAUGGUGUCGCACGACCCCGAAUCACAGGACUCUCGCGAAUACGUCGAGUAUACGGAGGCAAGCGUCUACAGCUUGUUGAAAAAGUACAUCACCGGCCCUGUAUUUGCCGCACUGGGGAACCAUGACACUAGCCCGGCGAAUGUUGAUUCUCCGCACAACCUCCCCGGGCGUCUCGGAGAGCAGCAGAGCUGGCACUAUGAGCAUGUGGCUGGGAUGUGGCAGCAUGAGGGAUGGAUCACCCGUGAAGCGGCAGACCAGGCGCGCACACAUUACGGUGGCUACUCAAUCAAGACACACUAUGGACUGCGCAUCAUUACGUGGAACACCGAUCUGUGGUACUCGAACAACUACCUCAAUUUCAUCAACACGACCAACCCCGACAACUCGGGCGUGUUCUCGUGGAUGAUCCACGAGCUGCAAAAGGCCGAGGACGCCGGCGAGCGCGUGUGGAUCAUGGGCCACGUCCUCAGCGGCUGGGACGGCACCAACCCAAUGCCCAACCCAUCCAACCUCUUUUACCAGAUCGUGGAGCGCUACUCGCCUCAUGUAAUCGCCAACGUCUUCUUCGGCCACACGCACGAGGACCAGUUCAUGGUGUACUAUGCCAACAACGGGACGACACAAAACGCAAAGAACGCGCUGGCAACAGGUUGGGUUGGGCCCAGCGUGACCCCACUGACAAACAUGAACAGCGGAUUCCGGAUGUACGAAGUCGACACGGGCGACUUCAACAUCUACGAGGCCUACACCUUCUUCAGCAACGUAUCUGACUACCCGGCGCUCCAGCACACGGGGCCCACCUUCAAGCUCGAGUACUCGACUCGCGACACCUAUGGUCCCGGUGCCAAGUGGGACAAGAACGCGCCGCUCAAUGCCACAUUCUGGCACCACGUCACCGAUGCCAUGGAGAAGGACUUGGGGCUGGUUACUCGCCAGAACGCGCUGCAGGGCAAGUUGAGCUUGAAGAGCCCGCAGUGUACUACUGCGGCGUGCCAGAAGGCCAAGGUUUGUUAUAUGCGAAGUGGUAGUGUUGCGCUGGGGAGCCAGUGUCCGCAGGGGUAUGGGUCCGUGCAGAGCGCGUUUAAGCCGAAGAAUUAG